AUGGCGGGCGACUUUAACUGCGUCCAGUGCCCUCUCCUCGAUCGGUACGGCAGUUACCGAUCGCACCGAUCGGAAAGCCCUGCCCUGGACGCGGCAGUUGCGACACUGGGCUUGGCGGAUGCGAGAGAUCUUCGGGAUCAUGCGGAUGACGAGGGCACUGGCGAUCCUACUGACCGUUUCACUUACUGGAAUGGGGACCGUGCCAGUCGCAUCGAUCGUUUCUAUGUGCCUGAGGGGUGGGUAGGUCGCGUGCUGUGGAUUGAAGCGCGGGUGCCAUCAAAUCAGUCGGACCAUCAGGAGGUUGUGCUACACCUACGUGACCUGAACAAACCUCGUCCGUCAAGCCGGCAUGGGCGUGUAACAUAUCCGAUUCAUUUAUCGAACCCUGGCAGGAUCGUUGACGAACUCGUCGCGGAAAUGGACGGAAGGGCUAUAGGUCAGAGCGUUUCGACCCUCACUUGGGACGCGGAUGUCACAGAGUGUCAACAGUGCGUUCGACGCAUCCGGAAGCGGGUCAAACAGCGCAGAGCGCGAUUUCGUCGGAAGAUUCAGGGCAGAGCUCGGCGACCUCUCCUCACCCGGCCGCAAUUUAUCUCCUGCAAUAUGGAGGAAUUACGGCAGGAACAUCUGGUGCGACUGGGCCAGAAGCUCGCCAGGACGGCUGACCAGUUGCGCUAUUUUUACAAGCGGGUUGCCGACUGGGAACGCAAUCAAACAGUCACAACAAUUUCGCGCAUCCACGGCCCGCAUUUUACCCGGGAUAUGACUAACGCGGAUAAAUUUGCCUCCGAAUGGUCUACAGUCCUUGGCAAAGUUCAUUGCCAGGAGGAGAGAGUGGACUUGCCAUCAGCCAUUCGCCGUUUUGUCAAUCUACCCACAGACCGGGUCUUGUCUUCUGCCGACAACCGGGCUCUCUUGGCUGAUUUUUUCGGAAGCGGAAGUCCUUGCAGCCGUUUCUGGGCUCAGUCGACAUAA
Peronospora matthiolae is the source of this 975-nucleotide messenger RNA. Lineage: Eukaryota; Oomycota; Peronosporomycetes; Peronosporales; Peronosporaceae. The record is from the annotation of a GenBank genome assembly.